AUGUUUCUGGGUCUUAUCGGUUGGCCGCCUCUUCCUUUUCCUCACGUUACACAUUCAUUGUUCCGUACCAAGGUCAUCAGAACAAACAUCCGUAAGGUAGGGAUACCUUAUUACCGUGAGACAUGGAUUGCUCUUAGCUUCUUUUCCGCCUCUCCACCUUCACCUCCAACUCCCCGACAUCAUCACCUCUCGCCCGUACCCGCGGCCCCCGUGUCAACCGUGUCUUUCAACUUUGCAGUCCGUCCCUCGCUACCGAGUUCCCCCUUGUCCAUCGUCUUUCCAAGCUCGUCCUCCCGCUCGCCCUUCUUCUUCGUCGUCCUCGCACACACAUUCGUCCUCGGACCAAUGCCUGGUCUGUUCCAACUGGCCGAGCCAAUCAGCCCCAGCGUGCGAGCACAUCCGCCUGCCGUCGGUUGCCCGGCAUACUCCCCUACGGAGAGGCCCAAAGGAAAGUAUCUCGUCCCUCUUUUGUUGAUCAAGGUACAGUCCCGUCUUCUUGAGCCUUCGAUUCUUCUCCCCGAAGCAACGUCCACCCCUAACCUACGGCCUAUCCUGAUCCCUGCACAUGGCUUCUUGUUCCUAUCUCAGUUCCACUGUCCACUCCACCAGCUUGGUUCGGACCUGGGUCUGAUCGAGCUGAUCGGAUACCUUACUGCCCACAGAUACGCCUGGACCCUUCUGGCCUUGCUCUGCCUUACCUCACCUCACCUUGCCUCGCCUUGCUUUGCCUCGCUGUAG
Molecule: messenger RNA, 738 nt
Organism: Colletotrichum costaricense
Lineage: Eukaryota; Fungi; Ascomycota; Sordariomycetes; Glomerellales; Glomerellaceae
Exons: 3
Coding region: 1-738 (245 amino acids)
Source: RefSeq, a predicted model, not a curated record